Molecule: messenger RNA, 1071 nt
Organism: Chaetura pelagica (chimney swift)
Lineage: Eukaryota; Metazoa; Chordata; Aves; Apodiformes; Apodidae
Gene: TEX9
Product: testis expressed 9
Exons: 11
Coding region: 1-1071 (356 amino acids)
Source: RefSeq, a predicted model, not a curated record
AUGCGCAAGCUAGAGUGGCGACUGAAUGCAGAAUUAGAAGCAAAAACAGAAAAACUGAUGCGUCAGGCUGAAGAAGUAAUGAAAGGCCAGCAGGAGAUACUAUCUAGACCAGUUUCAGCACAGACUAAGGCAUAUGAAGAUGACAGACAGAGAGAUCCACUCUGUCCUGGAGUUUCAUCUCUUACACACUUACAUGACAAGCUGGCAAACAAGAAGAAAUGUGCUUCCGUGCCCAUGGCUCAGAACAGACCAUCCUCUGGAAGCAAGGGGAAAAGACCAACUUCAAGUUCAAAAGUAAGAAACCAGGAAGAACAAAGUGCUGAUGAUGUUGCAGUACUGGAGGACUAUCUAGAUUUCUCUUUAACAAAACCAGUAAACAAAAUUGAAGAAGAAGUAGAGAGAGGAGGCUUACCAGAUUGUCCAGAUGAUGAUAUUCUUCCAAGCUUUGGAGAUGAAAUCGGAGCAGAAGUUCAAGUCAGGCUUCUUAAGGCAAAGUCACGUGUUGUGCAGGAAGAGCUGGAUCGUGUAGUGUGUGAAUGCAGGAAGAUGGAUGAUGAAAAUCAGAAGUUGAAAUCUCAGCUUAAAGAUGCUGAACAAGAAAACGCCAGACUGCAACGAACCAUCAGUGUGCAACAUUCUCAGCUUGAGAAGUACAAAAUGUUGUCACAAGAAGCAAGCAAAAGAUGUGAAGGGUUACAGCAAGAGGUCAUUGCACUAGAAAAGGAACUAGAGCAUCUCAAGCGGGUACAAAAACAGGCCUCGGCUGGGCAGAGCGCGACGGAAGUUCGCUUAAACAGAGCCCUGGAAGAAGCAGAAAGGUACAAAGUGGAGCUGAAUAAACUGAAGCAAAGUAACAAGGAUGUAGCUAACCAAGAACUCCAAAUGAUCGAAGAAUUAAAAGCAGAAAACAAGAAACUGCAGAAACAAAAAGGCGAGCUAAUAACUGGUUUCAAAAAGCAGUUAAAGUUAAUUGAUAUUUUAAAGAGACAAAAGAUGCACAUUGAAGCUGCCAAGAUUCUUUCUUUUACUGAAGAGGAAUUCAUGAAAGCCCUUGAGUGGGGAAACAAUUGA